AUGGCGCAACGCACCGAAUUUGAUUCUGAGUCUGACAGCGACAUCAGUGAAGUGUGUGAGGUUUCCAAAAUUGUAAAGUCCAGAAACACAAGAAAUGGAGUUUUGUAUCUGAUAAGAUGGAAAGGUUAUGGGCCCAGUGAUGAUACAUGGGAGCCAGAGGAACAUUUGGUAGACUGUCAAGAUGUGUUAGAGGAGUACAAACUGAAACAAAGCAAUCUGAAGGUACUGCACCGGAAGAUCCCAGCGCCAAUAUCACCUGCCAGAAGAACUAAGUCUGUCACAAAGGUCCAGAAUAAAACAAGUGUAAGUAGAAACGCUAAGAAGAAGGUAUCAACUCUGUCUACAGCAGUUCCACAUACUACCUCAGAAAAUGUGCUUGCUAGUAAAAAGACAGCUGGCUAUACAAGUACAGCCACAGUUGUCAUUGCUGCGAAAUCAAACUCAAGCAGAAUGAGUGAACAGACUGAAGAUUGGGAUGUCACACCGCAUAUUCCACCUAUGUCUGUACUCAGACGACCACCUAUUAAGUCAUUUAACAACCGAAGUGCUGAAAAAACUGACAUAUUGACAGCCAGGAGAGUGUUGGACAUGCCGAAGAAUACAACGACGUCAUUCUUUAAGAGACAUGAAAGAACUUUUUUCCUGCUAUUUGCUACUUUGAUUUUAUCAUUGACCUUAUUUGCAAUAAACCAGAAGCAAAUAGAAAAUAUUUUUUAACUCAAUUGAAAAUAAUUUUUAUAUGAACCCAAUAUUACUUGACUGCCCAUAUUUGUAUUGAAUAUGGCUACCCACUAUGGCUGCCUUUAGUUGAUUAGUGUGGUAUGGUGUUUCGUUUGAGAAAUUCCAAUCAUCAAUGUCACUGUUUUUCAUUUCAAUUUAGGUUUCAAACCUUAUUGUUGUGAAUACAUGUGUGAUUAAAUUUACGUGGUUAAAAACUGUAUAUUACAUUAAAACUGCCAUUUUUAAACAUAUUUCUACCUCAGGUAUGAACUUUUACUGCUAGUUUUUCUGACAAACCACAGAAUACAACUUUCCUGCUUGAUUUCACUAUCUACAUUUUAUUUAUUUGUUUUUUAUUCAUUUCUUUUAAUAGAUUUUUAAUAAAUGAAUUCCCAUAUACAUAUUUGAAAUGAAAACAAAACU
Molecule: messenger RNA, 1143 nt
Organism: Saccoglossus kowalevskii
Lineage: Eukaryota; Metazoa; Hemichordata; Enteropneusta; Harrimaniidae
Source: RefSeq, a predicted model, not a curated record